AUGGCUGACGUUGUUCUUGGUUCCCAAUGGGGUGAUGAAGGUAAAGGUAAACUAGUUGAUAUCUUGUGUGAAGAUAUCGAUGUUUGUGCCAGAUGUCAAGGUGGUAAUAAUGCUGGUCAUACUAUUGUUGUUGAUGGUGUCAAAUAUGAUUUCCAUAUGUUACCUUCAGGUUUAGUUAACCCAAAAUGUCAAAACUUAGUUGGUUCAGGUGUUGUUGUUCAUGUUCCUUCCUUAUUUGAAGAAUUGGAAAACUUGGAAAAAAAAGGAUUACAUUGUAGAGAUAGAUUAUUUAUCUCUUCAAGAGCUCAUUUGGUUUUCGAUUUCCAUCAAAGAACUGAUAAAUUAAAAGAAGCUGAAUUAUCUGAAAAUAAGAAAUCAAUUGGUACAACUGGUAAAGGUAUUGGUCCAACUUAUUCAACAAAAGCUUCAAGAUCUGGUAUUAGAGUUCAUCAUUUAGUUAACGAUGAAUCUGAAGCUUGGGGUGAAUUUGAAACUAGAUAUAGAAGAUUAGUAACAACAAGAAUGCAAAGAUAUGGUGAAUUUGAAUAUGAUAUUGAGGAAGAAUUAUCAAGAUAUAAAAAAUAUAAAGAAUUAUUAAAACCUCAUGUUGUUGAUUCAAUUGAAUUUAUGCAUGAUGCCCUAUCAAAAGAUAAAAAAAUCUUGGUUGAAGGUGCUAAUGCUCUUAUGUUGGAUAUUGAUUUUGGUACUUAUCCAUAUGUUACUUCAUCCUCUACAGGUAUCGGUGGUGUUUUAACCGGGUUGGGUAUUCCACCAAAAGCUAUUAAAAACAUUUAUGGUGUUGUUAAAGCUUAUACAACAAGAGUUGGUGAAGGUCCAUUCCCAACUGAGCAGUUGAACGAAGAUGGUGAAAAACUACAAAACAUUGGUGCUGAAUAUGGUGUCACCACUGGUAGAAAGCGUCGUUGUGGUUGGUUAGAUUUAGUUGUUUUAAAAUAUUCAACUUUAAUUAAUGGUUAUACAUCAUUAAAUAUCACUAAAUUGGAUGUUUUGGAUACUUUUAAAGAUAUUAAAGUUGGUGUUUCAUAUUCAUUAAAUGGUCAUAAAUUAAAUUCAUUCCCAGAAGAUUUAAAUAAAUUGGGUAAAGUUGAAGUUGAAUAUGUUACAUUACCAGGUUGGGAACAAGAUAUUACUCAAAUUAAAAAAUAUGAUGAAUUACCAGAAAAUGCCAAAAAAUAUUUGAAAUUCAUUGAAGAUUAUCUUGGUGUUCCAAUUGAAUGGGUUGGUACCGGUCCAGGUAGAGAAUCAAUGUUGUCAAAACCUGUCAACUAA
Molecule: messenger RNA, 1290 nt
Organism: Hansenula anomala
Lineage: Eukaryota; Fungi; Ascomycota; Saccharomycetes; Phaffomycetales; Wickerhamomycetaceae
Gene: ADE12
Product: adenylosuccinate synthase
Exons: 1
Coding region: 1-1290 (429 amino acids)
Biological process (GO): IMP metabolic process; 'de novo' AMP biosynthetic process
Cellular component (GO): cytoplasm
Molecular function (GO): adenylosuccinate synthase activity; GTP binding
Source: RefSeq, a predicted model, not a curated record